GGGCCCUGAAGGAAGUGGCAAUUAAUCACGUUGCUGAGGAUAUGGAGCAAAUGACGGUAGCUGAGUACGUGACAGCUGAAGGAGCUUGGCGCACCGACAUGUUCGAGGCCUUCCUCCCUGCCAAGGUCUGCCAGAAGAUUCUUAGUGUGGUUGUUGACACACUCUCUAACAAGGAAGAUACCCUCUUCUGGACUACUUCUCCGGACGUAAACUUUUCCACCAAGUCGGCUUUCACCCUCCUCACUCCGCAGCCUCCAGAUCCGGACGAGAAGCUCUUGAAGACGGUCUGGUCCCUACCAGUCCCGGAGAGGGUCCGUUGUUUCUUGUGGCAAACGUGCACUGGGAGGAUUGCCACUAAUAGCCUCCGUUUCCACAGGAAAGUUGCUACGAAUCCGUUCUGUCCAAAGUGCCCGGGGUCGCCAGUGACAAUCUUGCACACUCUCAGAGACUGCCCUCCAGCCACCUUCUUCUGGCUUCGGCAGACCGGGGGAAUGCAGCAGCAAGACUUCUUCACUCUUGACCAGAAAUCUUGGUUGUGCAGCAAUCUCUCGAGUACGGAUGCGGUGGCGACAGGGAUGCCUUGGCCUGCUUUCUUCAGUACGGCGUUGUGGCUCAUUUAGAAAAAUCGUUGUGUUCUUUGUAUGCAGGGUACCGGAGCGGCUCUCACCCCGCCAUCCCUUGAGCAUUCGAUUAUGGCUAAGAUGAAGAUGUGGUAUAAUGCUUGGCUAGCCCCUCCUCUCCUCCCUUCCAAUAGAAUUCGGCCCGCCGACAGAAUUGAGGAGGAAGUGGGUUGGAAGCCGCCGCAAGAUGGAUGGAUCAUGCUCAAUACCGACGGAGCCUCCAACGGCAAUCCUGGGGCAGCAGGGGCUGGCGGAGUGUUGCGCGAUCCGAUGGGACGCUGGGUUGCAGGCUUUGUCGCCAACCUCGGCACCGCCACGAUGAUCCUCUUGGAGCUUUGGGGAAUCUCCUUCGGUCUGGACAUCGCUUGGAAAUAUGGAGGAAGAGCUAUUCACAUUCAGACCGACUCGCAGCUGGCGAUGCAGCUCAUUAAGGCUAGACAUGACCCGAUCCACCCUUAUGCUACUCUCCUUUCCGCCAUUCGCAGGAAGCUCAACCGUGACUAGUUGGUUCGCUUAACGCAUACUUACCGGGAAGGGAAUAGAGUCGCGAACUGGCUCUCGAAGCACAGUCUCGUCUAUCCCUACGGUAUGCAUGAGUUAGCGAACCCUCCUUCGGAAAUUAAUCCCCUUCUUCGGGAUGGCAUCAUGGGCAUCACCAUAACCCGUAUGGUGGUUGCUACCUCUUCUUCCCCCCUUUUUACCUCCCCCAUGUAUUUUUCCUUCUCUUGACUUUUAGCCUCCUUCUAAUGCAAAAAAAUUAAAUUAAUAGCCAAAGUUUAUACAAUGGUGAUCGAGUUGAUGAUAUAAAGUAUUUGUUGAAAAUGUUGAGAGAGAUAUCAAUGUGAAGAGUAUCAAUAGCCUUCAAGCUGGACAUUUACCAUGUUCGAAGAACACAUAAUUCAAAGGCGUUCAUUUGUGUACAUAUGGUAAUUUCAAAUUUGAUAAGCGGAAGAUGAGGAAAACACAUCAAAAGGGAACUAAUUCUACAAGUUAACUAUUUAGGGUGCACGGUAAGGGGUGGGAAUGAGAUGCAAAUCAUUUUUUCUUCCAACUACAAUCCCAAACACUUCGGUCAUGUCGAGAUCUUCGGGUUUCAUUUCAUUUGGAAGCUUCCAAUCAAAGUGAUAGAGCAAAUUCGCGACUGCAAGAUGGACGAUAGCCAUCCCGGUCUUCACGCCAGGGCACAUUCUUCUCCCAGCUCCAAAUGGGAGGAGCUGGAAGUCAUCGCCGUUAUAGUUAACGGGACUGUUGACAAAUCUUUCGGGCAUAAAUUUAUCCGGCUCGAUCCAGUACGCGGGAUCUCGACCGAUCGCCCACGCAUUUAUCGCCACCUUCGUUUUUGCAGGUAUCUGGUACCCUUUGAUCACGAUCGUCUCUCGGCUCUCUCUCGGAACCAACAACGGAAGCGGCGGGUGCAAUCUCAGAGUCUCUCUCACGAUCAGCUUCAUGUAGUGCAGCUCAUCAAUGCUCGCUUCAUCUACUGCCUUUCCUUUUCCGUCAAACACUCGUCUAACCUCUUUUUGUGCCUUUUCCAUCUCUUCUGGGUUCCUCAUCAGUUCAGACAUGACCCAUUCUAUGGUGACAGAGGACGUAUGGGUCCCACCGAAGAAUAUGUCCUGCAACACAUUACAUUAACUGGAAAUUUAGUAAAAACACGUAUGGAUUGGUUGUACUAUACGAUGUGUCAGUACUUAAUAUAAGAUCAAAAUUGUU
Messenger RNA from Linum trigynum, 2333 nucleotides. NCBI's taxonomy places the organism in Eukaryota, Viridiplantae, Streptophyta, Magnoliopsida, Malpighiales, Linaceae. The record is from the annotation of a GenBank genome assembly.